Verticillium alfalfae VaMs.102 is the source of this 315-nucleotide messenger RNA. RefSeq lists its product with no specific name. Lineage: Eukaryota; Fungi; Ascomycota; Sordariomycetes; Glomerellales; Plectosphaerellaceae. The record is from RefSeq and is a predicted model, not a curated record. Bases 1 to 315 code for a protein of 104 amino acids. The transcript is spliced from 2 exons.
AUGUCCCAGGAUCAUUUGCAAGAUUUCAUUGGCGACUGGAACACGAGGACUGUUGAUAUGGAGGCCGCUGGGAGACGAGUGUUGGUUGAUCUUUCAAAGACAACCAUGGCGGUGGAGGUGAUAUUGUCAUGUCUGCAGGACGGGUUCAGCCUCGAGGCUUCAACAACACCUGGUAUUACGUGGUUACCUGCUUCAAUCACCGACCUCAAUUGCACUGGUCUCGGACCCAUCAUCGUCCGACGGUUGAUCCUCAUCAGGCCAGCUAAACUUGACAAGUGGGAACGGGCCUCUGAGAACUCGUGGUCUUUGCCCUGA